AUGGAGGGGGGGCAGCAGCAGGCAGGGCAAGGGGCAGAAGGCAGGCAGCAGAAGGCAGGCAGGGCACACAUGAAGAGGCAGAGAGGGGGGCCAGCAGCAGGGCAGAGUCAGAGGAGGGGAAGGGACCCAGGACAGAACCAGGCAGGGAGACAGGGCACAGGAGGACGCAGGGGGCAGCGGAGGCAAAGCAGGGGGGAAAGGGGAGGGAGGGAGGGCAGGAGCACAAGAAAAGGGGCUAGAGCAGCAAGGGCGGGGCAGGGGGACAGAGCACAAGGCAGCACAAGGCGGAGGGCAGAGGCAAGUCAGAAACAGCACAGACAGGCCCCCAGCAGCAGCAGCGACAGACAGCAGCCAACCCACCAGCACCAGACAGCCCCGACAGAACCAGCAACAACCCAGCCAGCACCACAGACAGCCAGCAGACACCCCAGACAGCACACAGACGACCCAGCCCCCAGCCAGAAACCAGCCACCAGACAGCAGCCCAGACAGCAGCAGACCAGACCCCGCAGCCACACAGCCAGACGCCAGCAGACCCAGCCAGCAGACAGACCAACAGACACCCAGCAGCACCAGACCAACAGACCAGAAGCCAGACCCCCAGCCAGACAGACCCCAGCAGACCAGCCCAGACACCCAGACAGCAGCCCCACCAGACAGACAGACCAGCCACCCAGACAGACCCAGCAGCCCAGCAGCAGACAGCGACAGCAGACCAGACCCCAGACAGCAGACACAGCACCACCAGACCAGCCAGACCAGAGCCAGCCCACCCAGCCAGCCCAGACCCCAGCAGCAGACCACAGCAGACAGACAGACCCAGCCCACAGCCAGACCAGCAGCAGACAGCCACCAGCAGACCAGCAAGCCAGACCACAGACAGACACAGACACCAGCAGCACAGCAGACCCAGACAGACAGACCACAGCCCAGACCAGACCAGCACAGACCCAGACAGACAGACCCAGCAGACACCAGCCCAGCCAGCCCGCAGACCCCCAGACAGCCAGCAGACACACCCAGACCAGCCAGCACCACGACAGACAGCCCAGCAGCCAGAACCCAGCAGACCGCACAGCCCCCAGACCAGCAGACCCCACCAGACCAGACCACACCCAACAGCCAGCCAGACCCAGCACAGCCAGCCAGCAGAAACACAGCAGCAGCCAGACCCAGAACCAGCACCCAGACCAGACACCAGAGACAGCAGACAGCCACCCAGACAGCCAGCCCAGCAGACCCCACAGACAGACAGCAGCAGACAGCCAGACCAGCCAGACAGACAGAACCAGACAGACAGCAGCCCCACCAGAGACACCACCCAGCCCACAGAACAGCCAGACCACCCAGACCACCAGACACCAGACAGACAGCCACAGACAGCAGAGCAACCGCCAGACCCCAGACAGACCAGACAGCAAGCAGACCAGAGAGACAGCCCCAGCCCCAGCAGACCCCAGACCACAGCCCCAGCACCCAGACCAGCACAGACCAGCCCCAGACAGAACAGACAGCAGACCAGACCACCCAGACCAGACAGACACCCACAGACACCAGACCAGACAGCACAAGCCAGCAGCCAGACCAGACAGCAGACAACCAGCAGCCCCAGACCAGCCCCCACAGCCAGACAGACCCCAGACCAGACCCAGACCAGACCACACAGACACCAGACCAGCCACCAGAGCCAGACAGCACCACCCCACAGACAGACAGACCAGCAGACCCCGACACCCCAGCCACCCCCCACAGCCAGACCACCAGCAGAACCAGACAGACAGACCCGACAACCAGCACAGCCCCAGACCCCACAGCCAGCAGACCACACAGACCAGCCAGACAGCCAGACAGAAACAGCAGACACAGCAGCAACACCAGCAGACCCAGCAGACAGCCACCAGACCCACCCGCCAGAACAGACCCCCAGACCACAGACAGACAGACCGCACAACAGAACAGCCCCCACCCAGCAGCCCAGCAGAGCACCAGCACAGACAGCAGCCAGACCCAGACCCACACAGAACAGCCAGAACAGACACACAGCCCAGCAGCCAGCAACCAGACCAGGCCAGCAGACCAGACACCCAGACAGACAGAACCAGACCCACAGCCACCCAGCAGACCAGACCAGAACCAAUCAGCAGAACAGCCAGACCCAGCCAGACCCCCAGACCAGCCCCACCCACAGAGACCAGAACAGCCAGCCAGACCCAGCAGCCCCAGAACAGCACCCCAGACAGCACAGCCAGACAGCAGACCACCCCAGACCAGAACAGCACCACAGCCCACCAGACAGACCAAAACCACAGCCACCAGAACCACAGCCAACCCCCCCACACCAGCAGACAGCAGACAGACAGAACCACCAGCACCCGCCAGACAGCAGAGAAGCAGACAGAACCCCACCAGCAGACCACCGACAGUCCCCAGCCAGAGACCAGCAAGCAGACAGAACCCCCAGACCCACAGACCACCACAGCCCCAGACCCACAGCCACCCCCCACAGCAGAAGCAGCAGACCAGACCAACCAGCAGAAAGCCCAGCCCAGACACAGAACCAGGAAAGCCAACCGCAGAACCAAAGACACCAGAA
Messenger RNA from Anguilla rostrata (American eel), 2593 nucleotides. Its product is annotated as cell surface glycoprotein 1-like. NCBI's taxonomy places the organism in Eukaryota, Metazoa, Chordata, Actinopteri, Anguilliformes, Anguillidae. The annotation marks the transcript as partial. The record is from RefSeq and is a predicted model, not a curated record. The transcript has 2 exons.